Molecule: messenger RNA, 264 nt
Organism: Caenorhabditis angaria
Lineage: Eukaryota; Metazoa; Nematoda; Chromadorea; Rhabditida; Rhabditidae
Source: the annotation of a GenBank genome assembly
AUGUAUCCAAAAAUAAGUGAUAAGAAAAUACCAAAGGAAAUACGAGACAAAAUAACUGAACCUACAAAAUUGAUACACAAGGUGAAACAUUUUUUAUGGAAAAUUUUUAAAUUAUAAUAAUUUCAGUUUUCUUCGUUCAAUCGAAAUGAGCCUUGCUCACUUGCCGCAGUUUGUGAACUAAUUGCUGGUUUUUCUGGAAGAGAUCCAAAAGAUGUUGCUAGAAUUACAACUGAGAAUGCUAAACGUAUUUAUAAACUUGAAUAA